Patiria miniata (bat star) is the source of this 1182-nucleotide messenger RNA. RefSeq names its product ATP-dependent DNA helicase PIF1-like. Bases 1 to 1080 code for a protein of 359 amino acids. The record is from RefSeq and is a predicted model, not a curated record. The transcript has a single exon. Gene Ontology annotation, molecular function: DNA helicase activity. Gene Ontology annotation, biological process: telomere maintenance; DNA repair. NCBI's taxonomy places the organism in Eukaryota, Metazoa, Echinodermata, Asteroidea, Valvatida, Asterinidae.
AUGGUGGUAGACGAGGUGUCAAUGAUGGACCGCCACGCAUUAGAGGCAGCAGAUUGCACAUUCCAGUGGCUGCGAGCUUCUCAGAAACCAUUUGGUGGCAUUACAAUGGUUUUCAGCGGUGACUGGAGGCAGAUACUUACCGUCGUGCCACAUGGCAAUCGCACUGAGAUAGUAGGAAGAUGCUUAAAGAGCUCAUACCUGUGGAGAAACGUCAAGAUUCUGCGUCUUACUCACAACAUGAGAAUCAGGCAGGCUGCUGGACAGCAACAAGACGAAGCCCAUUUUGCCGAUUACCUGCUGAACCUUGGCGAGGGCAAAAUCUCUGUGGUUCCAGAGGAAGGUGAAUUUGCUAUUGAACUCAACAAAUCGCUCACUCUUCCCAGUGACACACUCAAGGACAUUGUCAAUUGGGUGUAUGAGGACAUCCACACGAACUUUGCCAACCCCACGUGGCUAUGUGAGCGUGUCAUACUGUGCCCAACCAACUCCGAGGUUGACAAGGUCAACGAGCACAUGACAAAUAUCUUUCCAGGAGAGGAGUCUGUUUGCAGCAGUGUUGACACAGCAGAGUCUGACAGUCACCAUAUGUACCCGACUGAAUUUUUAAAUACCCUCUGCCCGUCUGGUAUGCCUCCCCAUCGUAUCACUCUAAAGGUGGGAAUGGUGAUCAUGCUACUUCGAAACUUCGACCAGCACAAAGGACACUGCAAUGGGUCAAGGUAUCUCAUCAAUCAAAUCCUGCCCCAUCUCUUGGUUGCACAAUCUGUGGUUGGUAUAAACGCUGGACGCACACUCCUCAUUCCACGCAUCACCCUCUCACCAUCUGAGAUCUUCCCUUUCACUCUACGUUGUCGACAGUUUCCAGUGAGACCCUGCUUUGCCAUGACCGUCAACAAAUCUCAGGGGCAGUUGCUACACCGUGUUCGGGUCUUCUGCAUGCGAGACUUCUUCAGCCACGGUCAGUUCUACGUGGCGGCCAGCUGGGUUGGCACUUCAAGCAUUCUUGCUUUAGAUGAAGAGACAAAGAAGAAGCGCCGUUUUCUCAGCAAUGUUGUUUAUCAAGAAGUCUUGACAACAUAAAGAUAGAAAGGCGCUCUGGUACCUCAGCUCAUGUUAAUACAUGUAGUUGUUACAGUUAUGUUCCCAUAUAAUUAUUGUACCACUGUACAUUUUUCAUUGCUG